Messenger RNA from Nicotiana tabacum (common tobacco), 542 nucleotides. The record is from RefSeq and is a predicted model, not a curated record. NCBI's taxonomy places the organism in Eukaryota, Viridiplantae, Streptophyta, Magnoliopsida, Solanales, Solanaceae.
AUGAUAGGAAUAUUAAUAGUGCUAAUCUUUUCUUCUUCCCUUGCUUAUUCUACUCAACUUCCACCACUUCCAUUUAAGAAGCUCCAACUUCCUCUGCAAACAGUCGGCCCUGAUUCUAAUGCUUUUGAUCUUAAAGGCAACGGACCUUACACGAGUGUGGCUGAUGGUAGAGUACUCAAAUAUCAAGGUCCAAAUAUUGGCUUCAUUGAUUUUGCUACCACAUCACAUCUAAGAGACAUAAAUUUGAUCCUUCAAAGUGGAGAUACAAGAGGGAGAUUUUUCAAAUAUAAUAUAAGAACAAAGCAAGUAACAUCAUUGCUAAGUGAACUAUCAGGGCCAGCAGGAGUGGCACUAAGUUUAGAUGGUUCAUAUGUUCUGAUCACAAAAAUAAUUGCUAGUACGUAGAAUCAGGAGACUUUGGCUCAAAGGUCCAAAAGCGAAUUCAUCAGAAAUAUAAUAUUCGCAAACCUUACUGGACAUCCAGAUAACAUAAAGAGGACGAUCUUAGGGGACUAUUGGUGUGAUGAUCGUGAAUUUAGUGU